Octodon degus (degu) is the source of this 1873-nucleotide messenger RNA. RefSeq names its product ISL LIM homeobox 1 (gene Isl1). The coding region runs from base 243 to 1016 and encodes 257 amino acids. Gene Ontology annotation, biological process: axonogenesis; neuron fate specification; positive regulation of transcription by RNA polymerase II. Lineage: Eukaryota; Metazoa; Chordata; Mammalia; Rodentia; Octodontidae. Gene Ontology annotation, cellular component: nucleus. Gene Ontology annotation, molecular function: cis-regulatory region sequence-specific DNA binding; DNA-binding transcription factor activity, RNA polymerase II-specific. The transcript has 5 exons. The record is from RefSeq and is a predicted model, not a curated record.
GUCUGAUUUCCCUGUGUGUUGGUUGCGGCAAUCAAAUUCAUGAUCAGUAUAUUCUGAGGGUUUCUCCGGAUUUGGAAUGGCAUGCGGCAUGCUUGAAAUGUGCCGAGUGUAAUCAGUAUUUGGACGAGAGCUGUACGUGCUUUGUUAGGGAUGGGAAAACCUACUGUAAAAGAGACUAUAUCAGGUUGUAUGGAAUCAAAUGCGCCAAGUGCAGCAUUGGCUUCAGCAAGAACGACUUCGUGAUGCGCGCCCGCGCCAAGGUGUACCACAUCGAGUGCUUCCGCUGCGUGGCCUGCAGCCGCCAGCUCAUCCCUGGGGACGAGUUCGCGCUGCGGGAGGAUGGGCUGUUUUGCCGCGCCGAUCACGACGUGGUGGAGAGAGCCAGCCUGGGCGCCGGCGACCCGCUCAGCCCCCUGCACCCGCCGCGGCCGCUGCAGAUGGCAGCUGAGCCCAUUUCUGCACGGCAGCCGGCCCUGCGGCCGCAUGUCCACAAGCAGCCCGAGAAGACCACCCGCGUCCGGACUGUGCUGAACGAGAAGCAGCUGCACACCUUGCGGACCUGCUACGCUGCCAACCCUCGGCCGGAUGCGCUCAUGAAGGAGCAGCUGGUGGAGAUGACAGGCCUCAGCCCCCGCGUGAUCCGAGUCUGGUUCCAGAACAAGCGGUGCAAGGACAAGAAGCGGAGCAUCAUGAUGAAGCAGCUCCAGCAGCAGCAGCCCAACGACAAGACUAAUAUCCAGGGAAUGACAGGAACUCCCAUGGUGGCUGCCAGUCCAGAGAGACACGAUGGUGGCUUGCAAGCUAACCCAGUUGAGGUGCAAAGUUACCAGCCACCUUGGAAAGUACUGAGCGACUUCGCCUUGCAGAGUGACAUAGACCAGCCUGCUUUUCAACAACUGGUCAAUUUUUCAGAAGGAGGACCCGGCUCUAAUUCCACUGGCAGUGAAGUAGCGUCGAUGUCCUCUCAACUCCCUGACACACCCAACAGCAUGGUAGCCAGUCCUAUUGAGGCAUGAGGAACAUUCAUUCAGAUGCGUUUUUUCCCUGUUGGAGAAAGUGGGAAAUUAUAUUGUUGAACUCUGAAACAAAAGUAUUUAACGACCCAGUCAAGGAAAACUGAAUCAAGAAAUGAAUGCUCCAUGAAAUGCACGAAGUCUGUUUUAAUGACAAGGUGAUAUGGUAGCAACACUGUGAAGACAAUCAUGGGAUUUUACUAGAAUUAAACAAACAAACGAACGAACCCAGGACCCAUCAUAAUACUAUUCAAUGAUCUUAGGAGUACUGAAAAAAAAAGACGUUUUUAAAACGUAGAGGAUUUAUAUUCAAGGAUCUCAAAAAAAAAAAAAAGCAUUUUUUGUUUCACUGCACAUCUAGAGAAAAACAGAAACAGAAUUUUCGAGUCCACCCUAACCUCAAUGGUGCUGUUCUAUGUGGCCAUCGCCUUGCUGAGCAGGAGCUCCAGCGAAGAGCAGGAAGAGCCUGGGCUCCAGGGCCCAGAGAGUGCUUUCAGCACGGGGAGCUGCAUUGCUUUGCAGUGUUUUUAGUUGACUUUAACAAGGAGUUAAUUGAAAUCCUGGGUCUCUUAGCAUGUCCUGUAGCUGGUUUCCUUUGUACUUUUGCCACCCGCCACCUCCCUGGCCCUUUUUUUUGAGAUCCAUCCUCUAUCAAGAAGUCUGAAGCGACUUUAAAGGUUUUUGAAUUGAGAUUUAAAAACCAACUUCUAAAGCAUUGCAACAAGGUUACCUCUAUUUUGCCACAAGCGUCGGGAUUGUGUUUGACUCGUGUCUGUCCAAGAACUCUUCCCCCAAAGAUGUGUAUAGUUAUUGGUUAAAAUGACUGUUUUCUCUUUCUCUGGAAAUAAAGAGGAAAAAAA